Mus caroli (Ryukyu mouse) is the source of this 3767-nucleotide messenger RNA. RefSeq names its product V-set and immunoglobulin domain containing 10 (gene Vsig10). The record is from RefSeq and is a predicted model, not a curated record. Lineage: Eukaryota; Metazoa; Chordata; Mammalia; Rodentia; Muridae.
CGCCCCAGAGGCGAUCGUCGGGGUUCGGCGGGAGCAUCCUAGCCGGGGAGCCCUUCGCCGCUGGCCGGGGAGUCCCAGGAGCCCCGUGCACCCCGAGCUGCGCGCUUUCCCGGGAGUAGAUCUCUGGAGCCAUGGCCGGACUCCGCGUCCUGCUGUGCCUCGGGGCGCUGCUGGCCCGCCAGGGCUCCGCAGGACUCCGGCUUCUUCUGAACCCAUCCCGUGCCAACUUGUCUGUCGGGCCCAACUCUGAGGUCUUGCCUGGCAUACAUCCAGACUUAGAGGCUGUGGCUAUCGGCGAAGUCCACGACAACGUUACUCUACACUGUGGCAGCGUGUCGGGAUCCAGGGGCCUGGUGACCUGGUACAGGAAUGACUCUGAGCCCGCCUUCCUGGUCUCCUCCAAUUCCAGCCUCCCUCCAGCUGCGCCCCGUUUCUCUCUAGAGGAUGCAGGUGCUCUGCGCAUUGAAGCACUGAGACUGGAGGAUGACGGCAACUACACCUGCCAGGAGGUUCUGAACGAGACCCACUGGUUCCCUGUGCAGCUUCGGGUGGCCAGUGGCCCUGCCUACGUGGAAGUUAACAUCUCAGCCACUGGCACCCUCCCCAACGGCACACUAUACGCAGCCAGGGGCUCCCAGGUGGACUUCAAUUGCUGCAGCGCCGCGCAGCCUCCGCCCGAGGUGGAGUGGUGGAUCCAGACCCAGGGCAUCCCGGAGUUCCUUGGAAAGAACCUGUCGGCCAACAGCUUCACGCUGAUGCUCAUGUCCCAAAACCUCCAAGGCAACUACACCUGCUCAGCCACCAACGUGCUCAGCGGGAGACAGCGAAAGGUGACCACCGAGCUCCUGGUCUACUGGCCCCCUCCAUCAGCUCCUCAGUGCUCAGUGGAGGUGUCUUCAGAAUCGACUACCCUGGAACUCGCCUGUAACUGGGACGGGGGCUACCCUGACCCGACCUUCUUGUGGACCGAGGAACCUGGAGGAACGAUCAUGGGGAACUCAAAGCUGCAAACACUGAGCCCGGCGCAGCUGUCGGAGGGCAAGAAGUUCAAAUGCGUUGGAAACCACAUACUGGGACCUGAGUCUGGAGCCAGCUGUGUGGUACAGAUCUCGAGCCCCUUACUGCCGUCUCAGCCCAUGAGAACUUGCUUCAUGGGGGGCAACGUGACGCUCACCUGCGAAGUGUCAGGAGCCAACCCACCUGCAAGGAUCCAGUGGCUGAGGAACCUCACGCAGCCCGCCAUCCAGCCCAGCAGCCACUACAUCAUCACCCAGCAGGGCCAAAGCUCCUCUCUCACCAUCCACAACUGCUCACAGGACCUGGAUGAAGGCUUUUAUUAUUGCCGGGCCGAGAACCUCGUGGGGGUGAGGGCAGCAAACAUCUGGUUGAGUGUGAAAGAACCGCUGAACAUUGGGGGCAUCGUGGGCACUGUGGUGAGCCUCCUCCUGCUGGGACUGGCUGUUGUUUCAGGCCUCAUGCUGUAUUACAGCCCUGCUUUCUGGUGGAAGGGAGGGAGCACAUUCAGGGGACAGGACAUGGGUGAUGUCAUGGUUUUGGUGGAUUCGGAGGAGGAGGAGGAAGAAGAAGAGGAGAAGGAGGAGGAGAAGGAAGAUGUUGCUGAAGAGGUGGAACAGGAGACAAAUGAGACAGAAGAGUUGCCGAAAGGGAUAAGCAAGCAUGGACGCAUUCACAGGGUGACUGCUCUGGUCAACGGGAACUUAGACCACAUGGGGAAUGGAUUCCAGGAGUUUCAGGAUGACAGUGAUGGGCAGCAGAGUGGCAUUGUUCAAGAGGAUGACAAGCCAGUUUGAUGAAGAGGACGAUUCACUGUUGGUGCUGUCUUGCCACCGUCUCACCGUGCUGCCCUGGGGAGCUUGUGUCAGGGAUUGCUGGGGUCUCCACAGCACAGACACAGCAUCUCUACUCCGUCUGUCAUCUCCCACUGACUUCAUUUGGUGUGAGUCACCUCAGCAGUGUGAAGUGCACUGAGAAGGAGCAGCCGGUGUGGGGCAAUGCUGCAGUGGCCAUAGUGGUGUCUGAGGGGCCCACUUGGCUGUGAUACCUGGCUCUACCCAGGUGAUGUACUGUGACAGACGCUGAUUGGGGGCUGGGGUGGGGUGGGGCACUUGGUACCUGUGCACUGUGCCAUUAGUCAAGGUUUGUAGACAGCUUACCCAACAUGAAUACGGAUGUGAGGAACCUUCCUGGCAGAGGGGAGGGGUCAGCUACCAGAAGGCAGUUGGAUUUGGGCCUGAGGCUUGAAUUCUUUUAUUGUUUUGCGUCUGUUUUCCUAUCUAGAACACCCCUGAAACAGUACCUACUUUCCAGCCUCCCGAGAGAUGGAGGAGGUAGUUCAGGGUGUAGGAGUGCCUAGGGAGAGGUUCCACAGAGCUACUGCAGGGGCCUUCAUUAUAGACUCUCAGCUCCGCCCACCCCAACUAUGCUUUUUCCCCUAGAGAGGUUUGCACCUCUUCUUUAGGGUGUACAGACAGAGCUGCACAUAGUUAUAAAAGCCUAAGUGAUGAACCUAAGGCUUCUCUUUCCUCAUGUCUCCUGUGCUAACAGAGCAUCACCUGAUAGCGAUCUGGACAGACGGUCCAUCUGGACUUAGUGUCUGUGUUCUAGAAAUGGGAGUAUAUGUUUCCAUCCUACUUACUAGGCCAGUAAGUUUCAAAAGAAAAUAGUGGGUGAUGACUUUAGCUUGGGACAGCUGGGUUCUAGGGAUUUUUAUUUUGUUUUAUUUUUAAAAUUUUCAUCUAAACAUUCUGAAGUCAGGGAUCUUCUAAGGAUGCAGUAGGUCUGUGCUAACCAUGAAAAUCUGACUUGAAAUUUGCACUCUGUACUUGGGUACAUCUCUUGGGCACAUCCUGCUCAAACAGGACAAGAUCUAAGCCUUUAAGGACUUCCUAACACUGGGGCCGGAGGUUCCCUGAGGAGCUGGUUAACAGAAGUACUCCACGAUGUGGGAGAGGCUGUCUGUUCUCUCUGAAUGCAGGGACCAAAGUGAAGAAACCCCUCCCCUUGUGGCCCAUCCUGAGGUCAGGGUGUGGAGGAGUCCACCUGGCUGUGAACUGGGAACCCUUGGGGAUGGCUGUGACCUGUUCUCUUGCUUAGUGGUGCCUCAGGCACUCUGUCAUUUCAUGGUGGGAUACUCAGGUUGCCUUCAGUCCUGCGAGCUGGUCUUUCCUUUGAGGCCUGAUGACAAGAGUUCCUGAGUUUGUCUGCAACUCAGAGGCAACUUUAAAAGAGAAGUUAGAGGGGAAGCGGCUAUCUGGGAACAUGGUGAAUGUUUGGUGAGAUCACUCGGUGCUUCCCAUAGCUUCCUCUUGUGUGUACACCUGGCGGUAGGAAAUACUUGAGGGUUUUUCCACUAGCAAAUGAGAGCUUCGAGGGCUUGGUGCCAAACGCUGUGGUCCUCAAGCCUGACCAGUUAUCACUGUCUAUUUUAUCAGCCUGUGUGCACAUUUAUAAAGUGGCAGUUCAGUUUGGAGCCCAGGCACCAAAGGGCUUUGUGGUAAGGCUUUUGUGAAAAACUGGAGCCCACAUCCCUUCUUUCCCUUGAUGCCAUUCAUACCCAGAUCUCAAGGCGUAUGUGUUAAAUGCCAAAGUACAAUUUGUGCAUUGGUCUUUAAAAAAAUAUUUCUUACCUGCAUGUAUUACUUAACUGAUGAGCUCCACUUGUUAGAACUGGGAAGAAAACCACUUCAUGGUUGGUUGGUUUUUUGUUUUUUGUUUUUUUUUUUUUUUUCGAGACAGGGUUUCUCUGU